GUCGAUUUGCAAGAGCCGACAAGAUGGUACGGGAGGCCCCCACGAGUUGCCACCGAGCUCCCUCCUGGCCGCGCCAGCGCAGGCCAGUCGCCCAUCAACAUAAGCGAGGCCGCGCGGCACUCGAACACCUCCGCCGGCCCGCGGUCCCUGUUCUACAGGUACGACAGGUACUAUCGGCCCAUCACGAUGCGGAGCUCGAGGAAGAAAUGAGGCAUACACGUACGUCUUCGCAGGCCCGCGCCGAUCUCCAGGGUCGGGCGAUGGUCCCCCCGCGCUGUUGGCGGCGCCAGAGGCGCCACCAGCGGCUGUCCCGCGCCGGUCCAAGAAGCCCGCGCGGACGCGAAGGUUUAUGUUCAUGUCGUCUUCCUUGACGUGCGGUGUCUUGACUUUUUCGACAGAGGCCCCCCGGAAGUCCCGAUCCUUUCCCCAGGGCGUGCUUUUCAUCCCGAGGCCGUUUUCUAGCGGUCCCGGGGUCCGCCGAGGGCCCCCGGAGGUCGAAAGUGGCCAGCAGCUGUUCGUUGUGUGUGUGUGUGUGUUUCCGACGACGCGAGCAUGUUUGGGUUUUCUUCCUCUAGGAACGACGGCAGGGUUCUGGCGGGCGAGCUGGAGGGCCCCGCUGGCGGCUUCGCCCUGGGGGCGCACUACCCGGCCGGCAUCGACGCGGAGUACGAGCUCUGGAGGCUCGAGAUCCACUCGCCCUCGGAGCACACGUUCCUCGGCAAGCGUGUGGACCUCGAGGUCCAGCUCUUCCACCGCUUGGCCGGCGCUUCCGAGGCGGACGCCCAAGCGCCCAACCACACGGCGGUCGUGUCGCUGGGCUACGCCAGUUCGCUGCAGCCGAGCCCCAUCUCGCGCCCUCCCGCCGUCCUGGACGCGCUCCGGCAGGGCGGGCUGCCCCAGGAGGAGGGCGCCGAGACGCUCGUCAACGGCGACUCGUCCGUCUUCGUGGACCUCGCGAGGGCGUUCCAGCCCCUGCCCGGGCAGGCCGGCGCGGCGGGCGGCGGGGGCCAGGCCUUCUGGCAGUACACGGGCUCGCUGACGUCCCCGCCGUGCACGGCGGACGUGCAGUGGUUCGUGCGGAGCUCCCCGCUGCCCGCGCGGCCCGACGCGCUCGAGGCCUACCGCCGGGCCCUGCAGGCGGGCCGGGGCCUGGAGCGGGCGGCCGAGGCGGGCAACGCGCGGGCGCUGCAGCCCUCCUGCGGCGCGCGGCUCACCCGCUGGGCCGCGGAGGCGGCCUUUCAGGACUCGGCCGCCGAGGAGAAGGAGUCGAACGAGGCCGCGUUCCGGCGGGCCGAGGCGGACAACGUGGGGAACGAGGACGCCCUCGCCAACGCGAUCGGCGGCACGGGGCCCGUGAGCACCGCCGAGAGCCAGGCGCGCCUGGACUACGAGCGCUGCGCCCAGGCCAUCGCGAGCAGCGAGGCCGAGCUGCAGGGCGCCGCUCGCCAGGCCGCCGCCGAGUGCGACGGAGCCGUCGCCACCGCGUCGUACCUCGGUGAGGUGGGGACGGAGGCCUCGGGCGCCCUGAACAGCGUCCAGCAGGCCCAGUGCGCGUCCUCGCAGGCGGUGGCCGCGCGGCUGCGGAUCCAGGCCGAGGUCCAGAAGCGUACCUGCCGCGCCCUGAAGCGCAAGGCCGACGCCGCCCAACGGUGAGGGCCCCCGCUGCGAGGCGCCCUGUCAGGUCCGCCCCGCCGCCGCUGCGAGCCGCGCGGUGCCCGCGCUGCCGAAAAGGACCGCCUUGCGCUCGCCCGCGAAGGCUUUACAGCCGCCGCUUCGCGGCUCUCGCGCGCCGUAUCCUUCUCGAUCGAACCGUCGCCAUCGUUGCGCGCGCCAGCGCGCCGUGACUCUUGAGGGAGUCUAGCACGUGAGCAGCAGCAUGCCACCC
This is a messenger RNA of Prorocentrum cordatum, 1885 nucleotides long. NCBI's taxonomy places the organism in Eukaryota, Dinophyceae, Prorocentrales, Prorocentraceae. The record is from the annotation of a GenBank genome assembly.